Messenger RNA from Scutellospora calospora, 468 nucleotides. The record is from the annotation of a GenBank genome assembly. NCBI's taxonomy places the organism in Eukaryota, Fungi, Glomeromycota, Glomeromycetes, Diversisporales, Gigasporaceae.
UCAAAUAAAGCGAAGAGUAAAGAGUAUAAGGACUCAAAUCCUAUAGAUAUAUAUCAUAGAUUUCUUUAUCCACACUCAGAUUUUAUUGCUGAAAUGCUUAAUAAACUGAAGAAGGAGAUAAACCAGAGUAGGUUUCAGCAUCAUAUUGAUCCUGUUGAGUCUGCACUUAAAUUGCUUGAUAAAUACAACCAAGGAAUUAAUGUUACUGAGAUAUAUAUAGAUGCAAUAUAUAGGACUGCAAGGGGACACUAUGAGCUCUAUGGUAUUAUAGUUAAUAUUGAGAGUACUGGGUUUCCAAUUGCUUACUUAGUACUUAAAACUAAAAAGGCGAAGAAUACAUGUACUAGCACAGGAAAGCAUGAAUUUCUAAAGAGUUUUUUGAUAGCGAUAAAAGAGUGUAGUAUUGAACCAAAUUUUGUGUUUACAAAUAAAGAUUUUGUGAAAAUAAAUAUGAUAACUAAUGUGUGA